Didymodactylos carnosus is the source of this 870-nucleotide messenger RNA. Lineage: Eukaryota; Metazoa; Rotifera; Eurotatoria; Philodinida; Philodinidae. The record is from the annotation of a GenBank genome assembly.
AUGUUCACACUGCUUCCGUCACUCUAUUUUGCUGCAACAAAUUAUAUUCGAGGUUGGAAUGAAAGUAUACACCAUGAAAAUUAUGAUAAAAAGCAAUUUGAUUAUGAUUUAAUAAAACAGAAACUCAGUUAUUACGAUGUUAAAUCGUUACGGCAAGAUAACAACAUAAAAUCUGAGACAAAUGUAACAUCACAAACGUAUGUCACGUCCGAAAAUAACGAUAAUAUCGAUAAACAACAAUAUCAACAACAAACAAAUACUACAGUUAAACUACGAAAUAAUAAACGAGGAUCCAUAUUACUUGAACGACGAAAAACUUUUACGGGAAAUUUAACUGACGAUGAUUUAUUAUAUUUAAUGAAUGAAACAGGAUUUACACGAGAACAAAUUUUGGCUUGGCAUAGUGACUUUCUGCAAGAUUGUCCAGAUGGUAAAUUAUCAAAAGAAAAAUUUAUCGAAAUUUAUAGCCAGUUUUAUACGAAAGGACAAGUACAAAAAUUUUGCGAACAUGCUUUUCGUAUAUUUGAUAAAGAUGGAAGUGGAAAUAUUGAUUUUGUUGAAUUUUUGAUUGCCGUCGGUAUGACAUCAUCAAAAGAUCGUCAACGUAAAAUCGAAUUAUUCUUUUCCAUGUAUGAUAUUGAUAAUAAUGGAUUAAUUGAUGAAACGGAAAUGAAAUGUGUUGUUGAAUCAAUUUAUGAAUUGAUGGGUAUUGAUUAUAAUUCAACUCGUAUAGAUACAAAAGUACGUGAUAUAUUUUCAAGGACCGGUCUUGAUCAAAAACAUUAUCUAACAAAAGAUGAAUUUAUAAAAGCAUGUGAAAAUGAUCGGUAUAUUCGUAAAUUGUUGGGACCACAUACCAAAACAAAUUAG